AUGGCAGGUGCUGCAAGCCUCGACUCGCUUUUCCAGGGGCUGGUAGAGGACGAGAUCAGCUGUCACCACUUCCUCGUCCAGGCGGCCACCACGACCCCCCCGCCAAAGAUCCACCUCCGGAGCGAGCUGAACAAUUGGACGGCGCUUCGGGAGACGCUCCAGGCAUUGGCGUACAACCUGAGCACUGAGGACCCUUGGAUCCGCCUCGGCCUGCCGAAGGACGAAGGGGGGGCGCCUACCCAGGAGCUUAUCGACCAGCGCUGCAACAUGGGCGCGCUCUUGAUGACCGUGGCCGACGCGGAGACUUGGACGACUGAGGACGUGGGCAGGGCGAAGCAUUUCACCGUGCUGUUGGAAAAGGCCCGGGAAGACUGUACUGCCGACCUUGGCCGGGUACUUCGGGAAUGCCGCCGGCGCAAGGGUGGAGCCGACGCCGUGCCACGUUGGCUUGAACCCAGUCCUGACCUCUUGUCUUUCUUCGUGCAGCGCUCGACACAGGACGAUGACAAGUUGGCCCUCCACCUUUCCAAUUUGCCAGAGGUGGCGCUGAACAGCUUCUCGAAGGUGGUGCCGAUGGAGACGUGCCGCACGUUCUACCGCCUGCUGAACAAGGGUGGUACUGGCUGCACGGAGCUGCUAAACCUUCUCCAGGGGAGUGCCACCAUGUUAUGGGCACCUGACGACAGGGACGUUUUCCAGACGUUUAUGGGCAUGUUCCAGAAGCGGGCGCUGACCUCCCCCGAGCCACUCGCCCUCACCUGGGUCAUCCCGCACGCCCCCUUUCCGGGAUGCUCUUCCCCAGAGUCCAUCAUGGAGUUGUGGACACACCCCAUCUUCAGCGGCAAGUGGAAAGCUCUCGUCAAAAAGGUUGAGUUUCUCAGGCAGCCAACCAGGGGCGUCUUCUCGGGUUCAGUUGCCCCUCUGUACCACCUCAAGUCGCUUGUCUUGGUCACGGUAUCUGGUUCUGGUAUGUGCGAGCAGCCUUGUAUGGUGCAGUGGAGGCCCACGAUCGCUGACUUCGACUCUGGGCCCGCCAUCUUCGUAGAUUGUACUGCGGACGACUUGCAGACCACCCACCGGACUAUUCUACGCACUUCUGUUCCUUCCCCCGGCUCUGUGGAAUGGUCCGGCCCCGUGCGGAGCUUGAACUCGGGGAGGGCGCCAACGCUUCUUGUUUAUCGGCUUCUUUGA
This is a messenger RNA of Prorocentrum cordatum, 1191 nucleotides long. NCBI's taxonomy places the organism in Eukaryota, Dinophyceae, Prorocentrales, Prorocentraceae. The record is from the annotation of a GenBank genome assembly.